UCCCCGAGCGGCGGCGGGCGGGCCGAGGGCGCCCCAGCCCAGCCCGGCUCGGGUGGGCAGAGCAGGGCGCUGGCUGCCGGAGGCGGGAGCGUUGCGGGGCCAUGGGGCAGGUCGCUGCCCUCUCCCUGAGCCGGGUGAGCGCUCGCAGCUGGCAGAGGCUCCCCUGGCCCGGCCCCGCGGGGUUCCCUGGUGCGCUCCCCGCCCGCGGCCUCUCCUCCAUGGCCGCCACCAUCCGCUUCUCGCCGGCCGCCCGCAGCCUCUUCGACGAGCCGCUGGCCAUCGCCGUGCAGGGCCUCGGCCCGCGGCAGCAGGUCACGCUGCGGACUUCCUUGCGGGACGAGGCGGGCGAGCUCUUCGAGGCCCACGGCCGGUACCAGGCGGCGGAUGAUGGGGAGCUGGACCUGGCCCGCUGCCCCGCGCUGCCGGGAGGCAGCUUCAGCGGCCUGGAGCCCAUGGGGCUGCUCUGGGCUUUGCAGCCCUGCAAGCCCUUCUGGCGGCUGGUGAAGAAGGACGUGCAGACCCCCUUCCGCCUGCAGCUGGAGGUGUUUGAAGGCCACGGGGACACCCCCGGGAAGCUCCUGGCCCAGGCCGAGCACGAGCGGGUGUUCCUGCGGGACGGGGUGCGCAGGGUGCCGGUGCGAGAGGGGAGGAUCCGGGCCACGCUCUUCCUGCCCCCCGGAAAUGGCCCCUUUCCUGGAAUUAUUGACUUGUAUGGAACUGGAGGAGGACUCCCUGAAUACAGGGCAUGCCUGCUGGCCAACUACGGCUUUGCUGUGCUGGCUCUGGCUUUCUAUGGCUAUGAAGAUCUCCCCAAAGAGAUGAAGGAGUUCCACCUGGAAUAUUUUGAAGAAGCCGUAAACUACAUGUUAAAACACACCCAGGUGAAAGGCCCAGGGGUUGGGCUGCUUGGAUUCUCGAAGGGGGGUGACCUGUGCCUCUCCAUGGCCUCAUUCCUGAAGGGCAUCACGGCCACCGCUGUGAUCAAUGGCUCGGUGGCGAAUGUGGGCGCAGUGCUCCGCUACAAGGAUAUCACCAUUCCCCCCCUCGGUGCCGACAGAAAACGCAUCAAGAUCAACAAGUCUGGGAUUGUUGAUAUUGUCGAUGUACUGAACAACCCGUUAGAAGGGCCUGACCGCCAAAGCUUUAUCCCUUUGGAGAAGGCCAAGUGUCGCUUUCUGUUCAUUGUUGGCCAGGAUGAUCACAACUGGAAAAGUGAAUUCUUUGCAGUUGAGGGGAGCAAACAUUUGCAGGCACAUGGGAAGGAAAAGCCUGAGAUAGUCUGUUAUCCUGGAGCAGGGCAUUAUAUCGAACCCCCCUUUUUCCCAAUGUGUGCAGCCUCAAUGCACCUGCUAGUUGGCAAGCCUGUGAUGUGGGGAGGGGAGCCCAAGGCACAUUCGGAGGCACAGAAAGAUGCCUGGCAGCAGAUCCAAGCCUUCUUCCACAGGCACCUCAACGGCAAGCCAUCUGGAACAACAAAUAAGCUGUGAUGUGAGUUAGGUUACUUUCCAGAGGAAGAUGCUGGUGUUUCAGAUUUGUUUUGUCAUAUGGCUCUGAGUGAGAGCAAAAAAACAUCAGAAAAUAAGCUGUUGAGUUUCUUUGAGGAAGAUAGUGAGUGAGAGCCAUGAGAGCUGCUUCCUUUUCACAGUGUCUUCUAACCUCAGGGAUGUCUUGGCCUCCUUACUGUACGUGGUAUGGGUUUCCAAGCUGUGGAAGAAUGAUGGUGGCAAGGCUGGGUCUGUUUUGAAUAUGAGUUUAAGUGGAAGGUAACUAAGCUGAGCUGAGAAAUGGGAUGAAAAUUUACCUUGCAGGGCUUCCUUAGAGGAAACGUGUUGGAUGCCAUUGUCCUUACCAGAGUUGGUUUCUUGCAGUAUUCUUUCUAGAAGCAGCUCUUCUUUCUGCCUACCUCCAGUAAUCUUCCCUUUCUCCAUGUGCACUUCCUUCUAUUUUACUCUGUUCUUUUCUCCUCUCCCACAUCACCAAAACGUAUGCAUCUGCCUUAAUGCUGUCAAUUUUGAGAUCUGGUAUUAAUAUGGUUUUCACUUACAAGUGUGGCAAUACUGUGCCAGCAUCCUGAAAUAACAAAUUAACUAAUUUAUAGAUGACAACAGCCCAUAGCCUGACAGAAUAUUCUGGGUGUAUCCAGUAGAAACGAGAAAACUUUGUGGUUUUGGAACAUUCAGAAGCAUAAGGGAAAACAGAAGAACUGGCGUGGACCUGUUGGUGGUCACGCCUGGACCUGCAUGUGGUCAUCUCAGCAGGGCUGGCUGUCCCUUUGUGCACAAGGCUGUGGGGCUGUGGUAGUGUCUCGGCAAGGCCGUAACGCCCUCUCGCCUUCGCUUAGGUUUUCUCUGAGAAGAGGGGAAGAGCGGGGACGGUGAGUAGCGAUCGGCUGCCAGGCGCACUCGCACAGAGGAAGGGAGGCGCUGGUGCCUUCGCACAGGUUGUUACCGGGUCAGUGCUUCACAGCUCCGAGCCGCGCGGGUGUAACGAACGGGCCGCCCCUCGCGUUGCGCACCGGCUGUAUUUCUGUCACUCAUUAAAGCGAGCCGUGAGCUCGGGCUGCCUGCC
Messenger RNA from Cygnus olor (mute swan), 2568 nucleotides. Its product is annotated as acyl-coenzyme A thioesterase 1-like. Gene Ontology annotation, molecular function: fatty acyl-CoA hydrolase activity. Gene Ontology annotation, biological process: fatty acid metabolic process; acyl-CoA metabolic process. The record is from RefSeq and is a predicted model, not a curated record. NCBI's taxonomy places the organism in Eukaryota, Metazoa, Chordata, Aves, Anseriformes, Anatidae. The coding region runs from base 102 to 1487 and encodes 461 amino acids. The transcript has 3 exons.